Messenger RNA from Poecilia reticulata (guppy), 3308 nucleotides. RefSeq names its product ATP-dependent 6-phosphofructokinase, muscle type. Gene Ontology annotation, biological process: fructose 1,6-bisphosphate metabolic process; proteolysis; fructose 6-phosphate metabolic process. Gene Ontology annotation, cellular component: cytoplasm; membrane; nucleus. Gene Ontology annotation, molecular function: 6-phosphofructokinase activity; ATP binding; identical protein binding. The record is from RefSeq and is a predicted model, not a curated record. NCBI's taxonomy places the organism in Eukaryota, Metazoa, Chordata, Actinopteri, Cyprinodontiformes, Poeciliidae.
UGCGCUCACUUUUCAUACCAGGCAGACUGGGUUACUGCAGAGGCACCUUGAGCUCCUCAGACUCCAGCAGGGCAGCAGAGAUUUUUAAACUCAGGGCCUCUUUCUGUCAGCCAGCUUCAGUCCCAGGACCACAACCAGGAGCAAGACCAGAACCAGAACCAUGGCGCAACCCGUUAAAACCGACCCCACUAAGAUGGGUGAGGGUCGGGCGAUUGCUGUGCUCACUUCUGGAGGCGAUGCUCAGGGAAUGAAUGCGGCUGUGAGAGCCACCGUUCGAGUGGGGCUGUACACUGGAGCCAAGGUGUACUUUGUCCAUGAGGGUUACCAGGGUCUGGUUGACGGUGGAGACAAUAUCCGCCCAGCUACUUGGGAAAGUGUGUCAAUGAUGCUGCAGCUGGGUGGGACUGUGAUCGGUAGCGCCCGCUGUCAGGACUUUCGCACCAAGGAGGGGCGCACCAAGGCGGCCUGUAACUUGGUCAAGCUGGGCAUCACCAACUUGUGCGUUAUUGGAGGUGACGGCAGUCUCACAGGUGCCAACCAGUUCAGAACGGAGUGGAAAGACCUGCUGGCCGACCUGGUUAAAGCAGGAAAAAUCACAGCAAAUGAGGCAAAGAACUCCUCCCACCUCAACAUCGUCGGCAUGGUGGGCUCCAUCGACAAUGACUUCUGUGGAACCGAUAUGACCAUUGGCACUGAUAGCGCCCUGCAUCGCAUUAUUGAAAUAGUGGAUGCCAUCACAACCACGGCACAGAGUCACCAGAGGACCUUCAUCCUGGAGGUAAUGGGUAGGCACUGUGGCUACCUUGCCUUGGUGACUGCUCUGGCCUGUGGUGCCGACUGGGUCUUCAUCCCAGAGGUGCCUCCAGAUGAAGGAUGGGAGGAACAUCUGUGUAGAAGACUUACAGAUCAAAGAGGCCGUGGUUCCCGUUUGAAUAUCAUCAUUGUUGCAGAGGGAGCAAUAGACCGCAAAGGAAAACCAAUCACCUGUGACCUAGUCAAACAGCUGGUGUCAAAGCAGCUGGGCUUCGACACCCGAACCACCAUCCUGGGCCAUGUGCAGAGAGGAGGAACCCCCUCUGCUUUUGACAGGAUCCUGUCUAGCAGGAUGGGUGUGGAGGCUGUCAUGGCUCUGCUGGAAGCCACACCAGAUACUCCUGCCUGUGUGGUCAGCCUGUCUGGAAACAUGGCCGUCAGGCUGCCUCUAAUGGAAUGUGUGCAAGUGACUAAAGAUGUCACCACAGCCAUGGCUGAAGGACGGUAUGACGAUGCAGUGAUGCUCAGGGGAAAGAGCUUUGAGAACAACUGGAACACGUAUAAAAUGCUCGCCCAUGUAAGCCCUCCAGAAACAAAGAGCAAUAUCAACAUUGCCAUACUGAACGUCGGCGCUCCAUGUGCAGGAAUGAAUGCUGCAGUACGUGCAGCUGUCAGGAUUGGGCUGCUUCAGGGCCACCAGAUGCUGGCGGUGCAUGAAGGCUUUGAUGGCUUGGCACAUGGGCUGAUUGAGCCAAUCGGUUGGUCUGGAGUGGCAGGAUGGACUGGAAAGGGUGGUUCCAUGCUUGGCACCAAGAGGACUCUGCCUAAGCAGGUUCUGGAGGAGAUCAGUCUGAACAUCACAAAGUUCAACAUCCACGGUAUUGUCAUUAUUGGAGGCUUUGAGGCAUUCCUGGGAGGUCUAGAGAUGGUAGAAGCUAGAGAGAAGUACGAGGAACUGUGUAUUCCCCUCGUCGUCGUUCCUGCUACCGUCUCCAAUAACGUCCCUGGAUCUGACUUCAGCAUAGGCGCAGACACAGCCCUCAACACCAUAACCAUGACAUGUGACCGGAUCAAGCAGUCUGCCGCCGGCACCAAGAGGAGAGUGUUCAUUGUUGAGACCAUGGGGGGAUACUGUGGCUACCUGGCAACCAUGGCUGGGUUGGCAUCUGGAGCAGAUGCGGCCUACAUUUAUGAGGAACCGUUCAACAUUCAUGACCUCGAGCUGAACGUUGAUCAUCUGGUGGAAAAGAUGAAGACAACUGUGAAGAGAGGGCUAAUUCUGAGAAAUGAGAAGUGCAACGCUAACUACACGACUGAUUUCAUCUUCAACCUGUAUUCAGAGGAGGGGAAGGGUGUGUUUGACUGCAGAAAAAAUGUUCUUGGUCAUAUGCAGCAGGGUGGAACACCCAGUCCUUUUGAUAGGAACUUUGGCACAAAGAUGGGAAUCAAGUCUGUUCUUUGGUUGACCGACAAGCUGAAGGAAUGCUACAGACAUGGUCGCAUCUUUGCCAACUCUAAGGACUCAGCCUGUGUGCUGGGAAUGAGGAAAAGAGCGUUGGUGUUCCAGCCUUUGGCAGACCUAAGAACUGAGACUGACAUUGAACACCGUAUCCCAAAGAUCCAGUGGUGGCUGAAGCUGAGGCCCAUCCUGAAGAUCCUGGCCAAGUACAAGAUCAACUUGGACACCUCAGAGAGGACUGCAAUGGAACAUGUCAUCAAGAAGAGAGGCUUAGUUCCUCAGUAGCUUCUCUAUGUCACUACCCAAGAGACAUCAAUUCAUUGUUUUCUUUUUAAAGCACUUUGUAAACUCUGACUUGAGGAUUGUGCAAUAAUAAAGACAUUAAUAUAAAAAUGUUGUUUAACAACUAGUACUUACAAAUCAUACUGUCAGUGUUUAGAUAAAUUGAGUGAAAUGCAUUUGCUAAAUUGUACAAACAGCAUAAUUUUAGGAAAUUUAAAUUCUGAUUGAUUUCUUGUUCCAUCCAACAUUGUGUGUAACUAUAUUAGAUAGUGCCACUAUCUAAUAUAGUUCUAUGUUGGUUAGUAAUUAUAAAUGCCUCAAUUACAGUGAAUCUCUAAAGACCAAAUGAAGUGUGUUCAAGAUUUUUGCAUAGCAUUUGAUGUUACAGCAUGAAUAAAUCAUGAGGGUUAAAGAAGAAAAUUAAUACAUCCAAUAUUUACUGUUUUUUGAACAUUUAAAUUAAAAGAAAAUAUAGUAUUUUUGGUCACUAGAUAUCCAUGCUUAAUUAAGUUUAUUUGAAGCAAAAUUAAACAUGAUACAUUGUAAAAAUGUUAUAUUUUCUCCUUAACAAAGGACGCCUCUUAAACCUGUCUCAGUUUACCAGUUUACCAAAUGUUUAAACCUGCAGCAUGCUAUAAAAACGUGAGGAAUAACUGUAAUGAAGACGUGCUAUCUAUUUAAAUAUCUUGAAAAAAAUAGCCGAAACAUACUGAAUAUAGUUAAAAUAUAGUUGAAAUAUACUGAAUACUCUUGUAGUAUAUUCUUAAACAGGCUUGUGCAUGUUUCUUUAAAAAUAAAACGCCCAUAAUUCCAA